AUGGCUUCUGGUAAGAAACGUUCUGUGGCUUGGGAUAACUUCACCUUGGUUUCUCCUAAUAAGGUGCGGUGUUUGAUUUGCCCACAAGAGUUGGCAUUUCAUGACAACACCUCCUCCAUGAUGCGACACCUCCGAUCCAUCCAUCAUGUUGAAACACCUCAGACUACGAACCAAACUUUCAAUCCUCCUCCUGCCGUGUCAAGGAAGCAAAAGCUUGAUGCUGCAUUGGUGGAUAUGUUUGUAAUGGAUGCGCAACCAUUUUCUAUUGUGGAAGAUAAAGGUUUCAAGGCCUUUGUCAACCUUUUGGACCCCACCUACAUAAUCCCUAAUAGGAAGGCCUUGCGGAAUAUGGUGGAGGACAAAUACAAGGCGACAAAGGAGAAGGCCUUAGCUCUGGUGAGCAAGGCCUCUGCUGUCAGCCUGACUGCUGACAUGUGGACGUCCAUGAACAUGGACGCCUACUUAGCUGUAACCUGCCAUUUUAUCAAUGAGGAGGUGGAGCUGUCCUCUGUGGUCUUGGGGGUUCAAAAGUUUCCCCAAACCCACACUGCAGCUCACUUGGCUGAGGCCAAAGAUCUCAUGGAAGAGUGGGGAAUUAAAGGGAAGGUGACAGGCCUGAGGUCCCUUGCCCAAACCCCUGAACUGGAGGACAUCCGGAGUAGGGGGCGCAGGAUCGUUGGGCAUUUUAAGUCCAGAACCACAGCCAAGGAGAAGCUGUCUGAGAUGCAGCGACAGCUGGCCAGGCCGGAGCACAAAUUAAUUCAGGAGGUGGACACAAGGUGGAACAGUACAUUCGCCAUGUUGGAAAGGCUGUUUAAGGAGAGAGAGCCACUGGGUGCAGCUCUGGCCACCCUCAAUACGGACCUCACCCCGUUCACCACAGAGGAUUACCAGGCGAUGCACCAGUGCCUGGACGUUCUUCGGCCAUUUCACCAGGCCACAGUGGAGCUCUCUGAGGAAAAACGGGUGUCGGCCUCCAAGGUUAUUCCACUUGUAAAAAUGCUAAAACAUUAUAUCUCAAGCAGAUGUGGCCAUAUCACAAACCCACUGGGUGAGAAACUGGCCACAAACCUAAAGAAUAACCUUUGUGAAAAGUUUGCAGUGUUGGAGAAGGUCACGCCACUCUCAAUGGCAACCUUACUGGACCCUAGAUUCAAAGAGCUGGGGUUCUGCAGCCAAGGCUCUGCUCAAACUGCUGUAGAAAGGCUGACCAGAGAGUGUGCUGCAACAAUGCAGGUGGAACUUCCAGCUCAGGCACAGCCACGGUCACCACCUAGAGCAGGCCCUUCAGGUCAACUGGAGGAUGGCGGUCUCUGGGCCCUGCUGGAUAGGCAUGUGGGUCCUCAACAGCAGGUGACCAGCUCAACUGCCAGUGCUACAGUGGAGGUUCAGAGGGUGCUGCUGCUUCACCCAUUGACGGGAGAGAAAGAUACAUUUAUUCCCUCCAAAAGUCAGAGAGUGCCAUGGAGACAAAGACCAAAAGUCUGGAUGCGUAGAAAAGAAAAACACGAGAAGGAGAGGGUGGUGCUGUUGUCGCUUCAGCCGUUUGCCCCCUUUCCAGCCAAAAACAGUCAAGACAAACCCCCACCCGAUGCCCGUGAAGGUUUUUACUGUUUCUGUUAA
Sphaeramia orbicularis (orbiculate cardinalfish) is the source of this 1623-nucleotide messenger RNA. Its product is annotated as zinc finger BED domain-containing protein 4-like. Gene Ontology annotation, molecular function: DNA binding. Bases 1 to 1623 code for a protein of 540 amino acids. The transcript is spliced from 9 exons. Lineage: Eukaryota; Metazoa; Chordata; Actinopteri; Kurtiformes; Apogonidae. The record is from RefSeq and is a predicted model, not a curated record.